UUAAGAAACUGACCAGACCAAAACCCUGGAACACUGUGAAGAGCGACUCCAGGGUUUAAGCAAAAUGUUGCUCCGCUCAAUCCGAGCCACCGUGGCUGCCGCACGGGUUUUCUCUACUAAAGCGGGGGAGGUAAAAACUGGUAGCGGUGCCGCCACUGGAAAUGGUGGAGGCGGAGGUCGAGACACGCUGGGGCGGAGACUUCUGAGCCUGGUGUACACAAAACGCAGCGCGGCAAUUACCGUUCGGAAAUGGAAAGAAGAAGGUCACACGGUGCGCAAGUACGAGCUGAAUCGUAUCGUGCGAGAGCUCCGAAAGCUCAAGCGCUACAAACAUGCACUCGAGGUUUGUGAGUGGAUGACUUUACAGCAAGACAUUAAGCUAGUACCCGGUGAUUAUGCGGUCCACUUGGAUUUGAUUGCAAAAGUUCGUGGUUUAUCUAGUGCUGAAAUUUUUUUUGAGAAUCUUCCUGAUAAGAUGAGAGGUCAAGCCACUUGUUCAGCUCUGCUUCACACCUAUGCCCAAAACAAGUUGUCUGCCAAAGCCGAGGCUUUAAUGGCAAAAAUGGGAGAAUGUGGGUUCCUGAAAUGUCCCCUUCCGUAUAACCACAUGUUAUCCAUGUAUAUUUCUAAUGGGCAAGUGGAGAAGGUUCCUGAAGUUCUUCAGGAAUUAAAGAAAAACACUUUGCCUGAUGUUGUUACUUACAAUUUAUGGUUAACUGUAUGUGCUUCACAAAAUAAUAUUGAAACGGCUGAGAAGGUCUUUCUUGAGCUAAAGAAGGCAAAACUUGAUCCGGACUGGGUAACAUAUAGUGCAUUAACCAGCAUGUACAUAAAAAAUGAACUCCCUGAAAAGGCUGAGUCUACUUUGAAGGAAAUGGAGAAAAGAGCUUCUCGGAAAAAUCGAAUUGCUUAUUCAUCCCUCCUCAGUUUGCAUACUAACAUGGGGGAUAAGGAUGGAGUUCAGCGAAUCUGGAAGAAGAUGCAAUCAUUGUUUCGCAAAAUGAACGAUGCUGAGUAUACUUGCAUGAUAUCUUCGCUUGUGAAACUUGGGGAGCUCAAAAAAGCUGAGAAUCUCUAUAAUGAGUGGGAAUCCAGUUCAGGGACUGGUGAUGCUAGGGUUCCAAAUAUACUUCUUGCGGCUUAUAUCAACAAAAACCAGAUGGAAAAGGCGGACACAUUUUACAGUCGGAUGGUGCAGAAAGACAUCAAGCCUUGUUACACUACUUGGGAACUUCUUACAUGGGGUUAUUUAGAAAAGAGCCAUAUGAAAAAGGUUCUAGAUUGUUUCCAGAAAGCUAUUGGUAGCGUGAAAAAAUGGAAUCCCGACAAAAGGUUGGUUACAAAAGUAUUUAAGAAAAUUGAGGAGCAAGGAAACAUUGAAGCGGCGGAGCAAUUGCUGGUUAUUCUUCGAAAUGCUGGCUAUGUGACCACUGAGAUAUAUAAUUCAUUGCUAAGAACGUAUGAAAAAGCUGGUAAAAUGCCUCUUAUAGUUGCAGAGCGAAUGGAGAAGGACAAUGUUCAGUCAAAUGCAGAUACUCACAAGCUUAUUAAAACAACUAGCACAAUGCCAGUGACUGAAGUUUCAAGCAGCUUUCCUUGAGUAGAAUUCUACAAAAAUCUCUUCGAGCUCAAGAUGAGAGGAGGGUUUACUUUUUCAAGUCAACAUGAAGCAUUAGAUUUUUAUUAUUAUUAUUAUUAUAAAUUGUAUGUUCCAUUUUUCUUCUGCAGUUGUGAAUGGAGGACUAUUAAAGAAGAUAUGAAUGCAUUGUGUUCAACCACCACAAAAGAGUUCUUUGAAAUUAAUAU
Pistacia vera is the source of this 1806-nucleotide messenger RNA. Its product is annotated as pentatricopeptide repeat-containing protein At4g02820, mitochondrial. The transcript has 2 exons. The record is from RefSeq and is a predicted model, not a curated record. Bases 65 to 1600 code for a protein of 511 amino acids. Gene Ontology annotation, cellular component: mitochondrion. Gene Ontology annotation, molecular function: protein binding. Lineage: Eukaryota; Viridiplantae; Streptophyta; Magnoliopsida; Sapindales; Anacardiaceae.